CUAAAUGUUCUUUAUCAGUGCGUUUACUAUGAUUAAGAUACGGUAGGUUUUCAUUGAAAUCGGAACAAACGUGCAUAAGCAUAUGAUUUGCGCCUUUUGAUUUUCUUAAAUGGAUACAAUAAAAGAAACCUUCUUAAAUUUGUAAAGGGCCGUCUAUUAUCCUAUUUACAGUUUUCCUUGUUCAGCCGGUUUGGCAGAAGCGAGUGCGCACAGUACGGGGCAAUUUUGCCGUAAAAUAAUUCAAAGACAAUCCUACACGAGUCAUGUGAUUGCAUCAGGAAUCUGACCAUAGGCGCCUCGGACUUAAAGUUUUCCGAUCUUUUUAAACAAGAAUUAUGGAGGAAUCGUGUCUACAAAAUUAAUGAUUAAAGGUAAAUAAGUGAAAAUCAUUUGCGUCAACUGUAUAAUGGUCAUAACCUGCAAAUGAUCAUGAGCAUGUGAGGAGGAGGAGGUGCAUAUUUUUCUGCCAGCUAUAUAUGUCUAAAUCUAAGUUUUCAGAAGCCAUGAGCACCGAUAUGCAGGCGAAGGAAUUAGAUGAAAAACAGGACCAAACCAAUGAUUUGUUGAAUACUUGGGGAUCAAUACCUUGGAGUGCCGCAAAGCGAUUUAUAUCGUUCUUAUGGCGGGGCGUAGGGUUUGUUGGCACUUGGGCAUUUCAAAUCACAAGUGAUGUAUUCGGGCCUUUAUUCGGAAGAGAUCCGGAUACAAGAUGUAGACAAUUACAGAUGCAGGUAGACGAUUUAAAGAAAACGGUCGACGAUCUCAGCCAGGAGAAUGAACAGUUGCGGAACAAGAUCGAAGAUUUCAACAAGCGUAGCGCACAAAUAAUGGAAGAGAGUGGGACGCUCGAAAAUACAAACGACGAAUUCUCCAAUACCCGGCUCGCGGAACGCUUUGAUGUUGCACUGAAGGCUCAAUGGUUAAAAUUAUGUGAAUCAUUGAGGGAUACCUUCGACGAAAUUCAGUACCUAACACAUCUUACAGACGUUAUGCAGACAGUUUUCAAGCACUCCACCCAAGAAGUUGAGAAAACAGAGAAAUAUCUGUUACAGAUUGUAAAAUAUGCAAAUGGGGACCAGAAAAAGGUGCGACACACCUUACGGGUUGCUCGGAAGCCACUUGGUCAGAAACAAAGUACACGAGACUGCAUUGUUCCGAAUAUAGUCGCUAAAGUGACAGAAGAUUACAGGAUUAAUACUUUAUUAACCGAAUAUAAUCUGCCCGAUGCAGUGGUCAAACAGAUUGUCAAAUUUAUAAAUGAUUUGGUGGACAUUUGUUGGCUUAUGUGUAUUGCUAACCCGCCUCUCAAACUGAACUUUGAAGCGAAAGGAGUAAGUUUCAAAUCAGUAGGCAGUCGAUUUGUUGAAUUCGCCGCCACUGGAGACGACAAAUAUUCUGAUGGCAAAGCUGGUGCAGUUUAUCUUGUUGCUUGGCCUUCUGUGGAACUUGAGAACAGCAGUGGGUGUUUGAAGAAAGGCGAGGCCAUUGUGUGUAAAUAGAUGUAACACGUUAAACAAUGCUCUUAUUGUGAGCGUUUGUAAUCACCCUUUUUCCUUCGUGAUUCAUCCGUCGUCUAUAUCGAACGUUCGACCACUUUAGAUGCACAUUUCCUGCCCAUUCUUUAUAAAAUUGUUAAGAAUAUUUUUCAUAAUUAUACCUCGCCCAAAUUUUAACUGGUAACGUUGGGUAAGCAUCUUAGUUAUAAAACAAAUUAAAGAAAUAGCUUAUCAGCACACGCAAUGCCACAUAGUAUGCCCAGUCGUCAUGACUGAUAACUUGUUUUAAUGAUAUUUUUGCCGAUUUUGGAAAUGGUUCAUGUGCAGUGAAAAACACGGCGGCCAAGAGGCGAGUCAGUCUUCAAUAUAUUGUAGUUAAAUUGUGUGAACACCAAACAAGUAACAUUUUCAACAUACAAAUUGCUUACAACAUUUGUUCGAAUGAUAUAUCGAUUGAGUUCUAAAAUCGUAGAGGCGGGGCAGUUUUCAAAUUAUGGCUUUUAAAAAUAUUGCGAACCUUUACAAGUCAAAUUUUUCAAAUCAUAAUGAAACUUCACCAGAACGUUUGUUAUUAAGAUAUAUCGGCUUAGUCCUAACAUAACGCCGUUAAGUUGAAAAUAUUGUUUGCAAAGAAACAUUAUGAAACGUGCCCAGAAUAAGUUAUUUGAACUAUAUGUUGACGAGUUAGGAAAUUAUUCCUGUCACUUACCAAACAACACUAAUGUUAUACUCAAUAAAACAUACCAUCGAGCAUGCAUUUUAACGUGUUCACCUUGGUGCAUUUGUGUUAUGUAAGCAGAAUUAGUGCCCUAUGUGGCAAACAAUUACACUGUUUAUUUGAGUCGUAAAUUCAAACUACUUGAGUGAUGAACAAAUGUAUGUAGACAUUAGCAUGUUUUCUUGUGCAACUGGGUAAUUGUAUGUAUAUCACCUUAAUACUACCGCUUAAUGGAAAGCGUAAUGUUUUUACAUCCAGGUCAUUCGAGCAUAUGUACAGAAUAACACUUUUGGUUAUGAUUGAAGACGUUUUAAGGAGUUUUAAGAAUAUUGCUUGAAUAUCGUGUUAAAAUAGUGGGCUCUUAAAGUCUGAUUACACGUUACGUAUUGCUUCUUUGCCUUUUGCUGUGUGAAUUUCAGAGAUAUCCAAAUAAUAUUUAUUAUGCGGCUCAAAUCGUUCCAAACGAAAUAAAGCAAUGAACCGUAUACGAUGUAAGUGUUUUAUAGAAAAAUGCGGACUACGGUGCCAUGAAUAUUAUUGAAAGGUUAACUAUACCAUAUAAUAAUUUAUACUUUUAUUGUUUAAACUGAUGAAAAACGUUUCAACAUAAAUAACAGUGAAUAAAUUGAAAAUAAUAAACAGUGAAUUCAUGAA
This is a messenger RNA of Dreissena polymorpha, 2868 nucleotides long. RefSeq lists its product as uncharacterized. Bases 477 to 1499 code for a protein of 340 amino acids. The record is from RefSeq and is a predicted model, not a curated record. The transcript is spliced from 12 exons. Lineage: Eukaryota; Metazoa; Mollusca; Bivalvia; Myida; Dreissenidae.